AUGGCCGCCCGCAACAAUAAUAAUUCGCGAGGCCCUUCGGGCAGGAAAAUUGACCCUCUUCUCCCCUACUCCAUCAUCUCUGAAAAGACCAAGAAGCCAAGACUCAGGAUCCGGUCGCUCUUGGGUCCAUGCCAUGCCCGGCGAAUUUUCACCUGGCUUCUGGGCGUCGCCUUCCUCAUCACUCUGAUUUUUGUCAAGUCAAGGAGCUCCGGCUACAGUGUCGGAAAGAUGAGCGGUACCAAAACUCAACAGCCGAUAGCGACAGCUACUGUCGUGAACACUCAGGGCGAGACUGUUGUCAUGCUUACUGGUGAUAUGGAUGGUGACGGAAAGCUCGAAACCGUACCGGAGAACGAGUACGUUACUGCUGACGAAAAGAAGGAAGUUGCUGCGCAGCUUGAGAAGAUGCCUUGGUUGAGAUUCCCUCACCUCGACGGUUAUUUUCACGGUCUCCGAACCAUCGUUAGCAAGGCCAACUUGAUUUCGGAAUACCCCAACAUUACUGACAAGGCCCCUCUACCUUCUCCGGCCAUGAAUGACCACGUGCCUAAGCCUCAAAAGUACAUCCCUUAUGAUCAUGGUAGCGAUGUCAAGACUUGCUACCUCGACGCCAAGAAGACCGUCCCCGCCCCGGAUCUGUAUGCUUUCAACGGUGUUCCUCAGCAUAUGCCUGAUCCCGCAAUUGGCUCCUACAAGCUCCUCGGCAUUCGGGACGAUGUUUGCUUCGACCGCUUCAGUCGAUAUGGCCCUUACGGCCUGGGCUAUAGCAGAGCUCAAGGUGGUCUGGAUACCGGUCUGGAUACUGAGGCGUCUGGAAAUGAGGCAGUUUGGGCGGAAACUGGCAAAAUCAACUACAUCGACGUGAACUGGGCCGAUGCUCAGGAAGAUUGCUACAAAGCCAACAAGCAUCGUUUCAAGCAGGUCAACGCCGACACCGGCGAGCUCUCGGAGACCAGCAACAAGAAAGGACGCAUUGCCGUCGUUGUCCGUACAUACACUGGCUUCAAGUGGACUGAGCUUGCUGUCCUCAACUUCCGUGCUCUCAUCAGCGAGCUUUCGCUACGAUCGGGUGGCGAAUAUCAAGUUCAUUUUCUGAUGCAGGUACGAAACAUCGAUGAGCCCAUCUGGUCAGAUAAGUGGACGGUGCAGCGCAUCAUCAACGACAACGUUCCCGCCGAGUUUCGAGGUCUGGUUUCGCUUUGGAGCGAGCCUCAAAUGAGACUCAUGUACCCCGGCCGAUUUGGAGAGACGAUCGAGAACCCCAGUGGUGCCGAUAUUCACGGUAUCUACCGAAGCGCCCAUUUCCCACUCCAGGUUUUCGCCAUGCAGCACCCCGAAUAUGAGCAUUACUGGAACUGGGAGAUGGAUAUGAGAUACCUCGGCAGUUACUACGAGUUCUUCGACCGCCUUGGCAAGUGGGCUAAGGAGCAGCCUCGAACCCUUCUUUGGGAACGUAGCGCUCGUUACUACAUCCCUCCUUACCACGGAACCUGGGAGAAUUUUUCUCAAACUGUUCAACAUGACACGCUGGCCUCUGGUCGCGCUCCCAUCUUUGGCCCUCUGUCCUUCGAAGGCAAGGAACAACUACGACAUGAUGAAUGGGGUCAAUCCAUGAUGCCUGCUUCUUGUAGUUCUGAUGCUCCUGAUCGUUCCAAGUGCGGUGUCGGUGAGGAAGCUGACAUCAUCACUCUCAACCCUCUGUUCGAUACCGAGCAAUCCGGUUGGGUUUUCUCCGAUGAUGCUACCGGCUACAAGGCUCCUCCUCCUCGACGAUGCGCUAUCAUCACCGCGUCUCGUCUCAGUCGUCGUCUUUUGAUGUCGAUGCAUGAGGAAGUCUGGCGAUACCACCACACCAUGUUUUCGGAGAUGUUCCCGCCUACUGUUGCGUUUCACCAUGGUAUGAAGGGAGUGUAUGCCCCGCAUCCUAUCUUCCUCGACCGGGCCUGGUAUCCUUUCAGUGAAAUUGACGCUGCUUUCAACGCUGGUCGUGAUCACUCAACAUCUGGCCCUGGCAGUCCCUUUGACCAGCUCAAUGAACACAACCAUAAGGGCACCAGUUGGUAUUUUAACAGCGAAUUUGCCGGUCUUUUGUGGCGCAGGUGGUUGGGCUAUGCUCAGCUUGAUGGUCGUGGCAAGCACGGCGGUCGUGCUAACGAAGGACAUGAGCGAGGUGGUAAGACAGAGGAGAUGAAGGACAGCAGCAGCGGCCGGUUAUGUCUGCGUGGUAUGCUGGUGCACCCCAUCAAGUUUGAGCAUCCUUCAGAGAAGCCUUAA
Fusarium venenatum is the source of this 2274-nucleotide messenger RNA. RefSeq lists its product as uncharacterized. Lineage: Eukaryota; Fungi; Ascomycota; Sordariomycetes; Hypocreales; Nectriaceae. The record is from RefSeq and is a predicted model, not a curated record.